This is a messenger RNA of Sporothrix brasiliensis 5110, 3633 nucleotides long. RefSeq lists its product as uncharacterized. Gene Ontology annotation, molecular function: promoter-specific chromatin binding. NCBI's taxonomy places the organism in Eukaryota, Fungi, Ascomycota, Sordariomycetes, Ophiostomatales, Ophiostomataceae. Bases 1 to 3633 code for a protein of 1210 amino acids. Gene Ontology annotation, biological process: negative regulation of transcription by RNA polymerase II. The transcript has a single exon. The record is from RefSeq and is a predicted model, not a curated record. Gene Ontology annotation, cellular component: PRC1 complex.
AUGGCACCGCCCGGGCCGCCGAUACCCGUGCCGUCCAAGACUGCCAUCCGCGCCCUGCGUGGCCUCAUCCUCGGCACGACCUGCACCCUUGCCCUCGUCACCGAAGACCGCCGUCGCCGCAUUAAUGCCGCGCGCUCGGCAAUCCGCAACGGCGACAGGAUCCGGUCUGCCCGGCGGUACCACCCUGGCGGCACUGCGUUUGCCAUUGCACUCGAGGAGGAGAGUAUCUCGGUCGAGCCGGGUGUGAUUCGCUGGCAGCCACCGACACGUCAGGGACGAAUCGACAGCGGCCAACAUGGAUCGACGACGACGAGAUCAUCUCAGAGAUCAGCGAUGGACUGGCCAGAUGCAGUGGCGGUACCAGCAAGAAAAGAACGGUCGUCCUCCCCGUCGAGACGUACAGCAGCUGCAUCUUCAACACAAAAUACAGCGACCACGGCCUCCGGUGCUGCGGAAUCAUCAACGUCACACAUACUGUCACCUACAGUUUCCUCGACACCACCAUCAUCGUCACCACCAACAUCAGCAUCACAAACACAAACACAAGCACCAGCCGAAGCACAAGCACAACCAUUUUCAUACCCUCCACCAACGACCAAACGCAUCCAGCGAUCCAUCCCAUCACUUGCCCUCCAAGCAGAGGCAUACGGGGCGCGAGCUCGAAAAGGGGGCCGCGUGCACAGAAGCGUCGUCCCCAUCGGCCGAGUGAACACUCACAGUGUUCCCGCGGUAGACCUGUCAGCAGCUAUGACCAGCCAGGUCAAGGCGCUGGCAAAGCCGCUCAAGACCGAAGCCGAGCUCGAGGCCGCCGUGCGCACGCUGCUCAACACUUGGCCCAUCAUCGAUACUGCCUCUGGGGACCAGGCCGUCCUGCGCAAGACAUCAGCUGGGCUGUGCCAAUCUUGCCAGCAGGCUGGCCGCAUGGACCUGGCACAAGCUGUGCUGCAGCUCGCCGUCCAGUUUGGCCAGCUGGACGAGGCCACCUACUUCGCCCACAGCCCCUUGCCCGUGGUGCAGUCCCUGGCACCGCUUGAUGCCCUGCCGGCCGAGCUGGCCGAUCCCACCAUGGAGGACGCCGACGCAGAGGUACGCCGUGGUGCUUUCGUAAAGCGCCUCGAGGACGCAGCAAGUAUUUUUCUCCCGACUCUCACAGCGCCGCACGCUGCGGAUGUGCCCAUCGCCCAGCUUGUAGUCGUCGGGAAGCAGUUGCUCGAGUGCGCCUUUGCCGCCCGCCACCACGAGUCGAUCCAUACCAUAUACUCGUCGAUUGCCAAGUACCCGGGCGACAUUGCCGAGUUCUCCCAGUGGUACAACACCCAGCUGCAAACGACGGGCGACCAGACGCUCAUCGUAUCGUCUUUUGUUGCACGCCCGCCCAAGGCCGGCUCCUUGUCCAAGGCGGCGUUCCUCGAGAUCGGCGACCGUGUUGUGGAAGCCACACGAUUAAGCCACUACACACAAGCCGGCUCUGUACUCGAGACCCUGAUUGACCGUGCCCCAACAUCACACCGCCUGCGCACAGCAUGGGCCACGGACCUGCUGUACGGCCAGUGGCAGAAUACCAAGGACUACAGCGAGGUCAAGCGCCUGUUUACCAAACUGGCUGGUCCUCGCCAGUCGGCAACCUACCAUGUCGACGGCAUCUAUCGCGUCAUGGUGCAGAUUGCGCUCGAGGCAGACAAGCCGACAGAGGCAAAGGCACUUUUCGACGAGCUGACCGCGCUUCAACCGGCAGCGGCAGACGACAUCCGCCUGCUCGGCCUCUUUGCGCUAGCCAAAGCCAAGUCCGGCGACUGGCACGGCGUCCAGGCCGACUUUCAGCGGGCGUCCACAACUGCAGCGUCCAAGGGAGGACUCGCCGCACGCGAUACGGAGCGCGUUUUCGUGCCCAUUGCGAAAGAGUACGUGCGAACGCACACGAUCGGCGAGACGGAGGAUUUCCUGAAGCUCUAUAUUGACGAGGUCGGCGUGCCCAUUGGCCGCCACAUGGUCACCCUGCUCGCCAACGAGUACGGCGCCCUGCGCGAGGUGCGGUCGUUUAUCGCCUGGCUCGACUACUGCGUCCAGGCCGGCUUUGCCGUCGACGCUGCGUUUAGCAACGCCAUCCUGCACAACUGCCGCAAGCACUGGAAGUUUGGCUUCCGCGAGCUGCGCACAAUGUACCGCAAGCUGCGUCUGCUGAGCCCCAACUUUGAGGACAAGGUGACGCAGACGAUUAUGACGCACGCCGCCGUUUCGGAUGCCAAGGCCAUUGGGCGUGCCACCGGCAUGGCGGUUAAGCACCGCGUCGUCUCGCUCCGGAUCAACAACAACAACAACAACAACAACAACAACAGCGCGCUUCAUUCGGCGGCGAACAUGGCUACCUUGGCCGCGGCUGCCCAGCAACACGGCAACAGCUACACAUCGCCGCUGUCAGCCAGCCGCCACCUCUUGGAUGAGCAUGACCUGUAUGUGGCCAUGAAGCAGGCGUUUGCAUCCGGCGCGCCGACCAAGGCGGUCCGCAUGUACAAGCACGCUGUGCGCGGUGGCUUGCCGCCAAGCGACAAGUGUUUGAAGCUGGCCGUGGCGGCCGCUGUCAAGAGCGACCAGCCCACGUCGACGCCGACGUCCGCAUGGCCCACGACAAGAGCGCCCGACUUUGACGUCGCCGUUGACCUCCUCAAGACGGCGCACACGGCCGGCCAAGACAUUGACGGUGCCACGGCGCACCUCGCCAUCGCCUACAUUGACGCGCUGGGCAGCCGUAAAGCUGCCAUGGCUGCCAAAACGCGCAAGUCGAACGCCAAAGCCAGCGUCGCCGCCGCCGUCAAGUCGGUCCUGCUGCGGCUCGACGCCUGCGACAUCCAAAUGACCGACCUCGCGCUCAACCGCGCCGCCUUCCACAUGUUCAAGGCCGGCCACAUGCCCGGCGCCAUUGCCCUCGCCAUGUCGGCCGCCAACUCAUCCGUGGGUGGCGGUCGCCCGGGCUACAACGUCUGGAACUUCUCGGUGCUCGUCGCCGCCCACGCGCGCCUGGCCGACGCUGCCGGUAUCCGUCUGGCCACCGAGGGCGCCGCUGCCAGCGGCGUCCUGCGCGAGCUCAUGGGCUACAAGGUGCUCAAGCAGGCCCGCCGGCGCCUGCUGGCGCGCCAGCUCGAGUUCGAGUGCGAGACCGCCAUCCACGGUCCGGGCCACGAGCCGGGCCGUGCAAACAUGUCGGCAGACACCCGCCAGGCCCACGACGACAACCUCCAGGCGUCGCUGGAAGCCGUCGAGGAUGCGCUGCACCAGGCCCGGGCCGCGCGCCAGCAGCUCAGCUCGGAGCGCCGCGCGCUCGAGGCGGCUACGAUCUCCAUCAUGCAGCAGGCGGCGCUCGACGCCGGCCAUGCGCCCGUUGACUUUGACGAGCACCGGCAGAAAAGGCUUCAGAAGCGGCAGCAGCGACAGCAGCAACAGCAGCAACAGCAGCAACAGCAGCAACAGCAACAACAGCAGCAACUACGCCAGAAUCAAGACGACACCUCCAGCAGCACCGGCAGCGUCAGCAGUGGCAGCAGCUGGGACCUGCUUGACAUGCCCGUCGACCAGGACGGCCGGCUGAUCCACGCGGAGGAGCCAGCGCCGCGCGCCGCCGCAGCGGCUACGUUCUAG